GCGAACAGCAGACUUGACAGGCUAUCAACUCGCAACUCGUCGGACCCAGACUUUUCUGCAACGCCUGCCCCGUCGCUGGCAUCAUGGCCGCUAUAUCGAGUCUGGACAUGUCCAUGCUGACAUAUUCUGCGCGACUGGCAACAUUCAAUACGGAACAUCAACUCACAAAGCGACGCGCCUCGACUCAAAAGAAGAAACAAGCGUCGACUGUCUCAUGGCCUCACGAAUCUCCCUCCGGCGAAGAGCUUGCUCGCGCCGGCUUCUUCUUCAAACCUGCACCGGACAGCGACGAUAAUGCUCAAUGCUUCCACUGCGCCGUAAAACUCGAUGGAUGGGAGAGCCAGGACGUUCCCCUCCAGGAGCAUCUGGCUCACUCGACACAAUGCUCUUACGCACUCAGUCUGUCUGUGAUGGACAAGGCCGAAGAACGCGACCCUAUGAGCCGCGAGUUGGUCGACGCCCGUACAAGCACCUUUGGCGACAUGUGGCCCCACGAGCACAAGAAGGGAUGGAAACCCAAGGUCAAACAAAUGGUCCAAGCCGGCUGGGCCUAUGACCCUUCACCAGCCGACGAGGAUGGUGCCACAUGUUUCUACUGCAACAUGUCACUGGAUGGAUGGGAGCCAAAGGACAGCCCGCUUGAGGAACACCGUCGCAGGGAACCCAACUGCCCAUUCUUUGCCCUCAUGGACCGUUACAAGUCUACAAGACGCAAAGGUGCGCGCGGUCGUGCUUCUACUGCCUCGAAGGCCUCCCGCUUGUCCACCCAAUCCGUCCAGUCCACCUUCUCCGAGGCUCCAUCGCUAAUGUCAUUGGGCGACGCAGGUCCCCAGCUUGACGUCGAGGAUAGCAUCGCCCUUGACACCACUAUUUCGUCCGACGCCGGAAAGGGCCGUAAGAAGACUACCAAGGCAAAGAAAAAGACAAGCCGUCAGGCGUCCGUGGAGCCCUCGGUCGACUAUCCCGCCCUGCAAGAAGCUUCAGAAGUCGAAGACAACAUAUACGCCGUUCCCGUCGACGACGUGCCCUUAUCUGUCGAAGAAGCAUCCAAACCCAAACGUGGUCGCAAACCUAAAAAUACGCAAGAUUCCACCCUCGUUGACGAUUCCACGGCCGAGCCGACAUUGAAGCCCACUCGAGGUCGCAAGAAGGCAAAGAAGCCGACUCCACCCCCUGUUGAAACCAGUCUGGACGAGAGUCAAUUGCAGUCCGAACUACAGGAGGCCGCGGAAGAUGCUGUUGUACCACAGAGCCGCGCUUCCAGGCCUGGACGAGGCACCAAGAGAACGAGCGACGGCCUCGAAAAGCAAGCAAGCAUCGAAGACGCAAUUGUCGACGAGCCCUCUAUCAAGCCUAAGAAGGCGGCGAAGGCCGCAAAGCCCAAGAAGACCAAGAGAGCUGCUAAAGACACACAAGAAGAGUCGGAAGAGCCUGUCACUAUUGCGCAACAGGAGGAUCAGCCCAAACGAACAAGGUCCAAGAAGACCAAGAAGGUCGAGCCGGAGCCUGAGGUAGAGCCUGAAAGCGAAGCACAAGCAGAAGAGGCUGAAAAACAGGUCGAGGCAGAAGAAGAAGCAUUCGAACGGAAUUUUGAGAUCGCCGAUAGCGACGCCGGUCUCGAAAAUGAGAUACAGCAUGACAUUCGACACACAGUGGAAGAGGAGGACUUUGAUCAGGAGGAUCUCGGCCCGGAUGCUGUACCGAAUGUCGACAUGGAACUUGAAGACCACCACACUUCUGACCAUCUGGAACGCCAAGACGAGGCUGCGUUAGAUGAGGAGUUUGACAAUCUGGAGAAUUUACAGCCAGAGGCGGAAGUCGUGGAGAACGAGAUUGAGAUUGAGGAAGAACAAGUUGCGUCGCGCGAACCAACGCCUGCGCCUGAAGAGUUCGAGCCUUCACCAACACCUGAGGCCAAGCGUCACUCCGCAGCCUCUCAGUCUUCUGUGCGAAGAUCCGUUGCACAACUCCCACAGUCCGAGGACGUCGCGCAAUCUGCUCAAUCGACACCAUGUAGCGCAAGGAGUCCGCAGCAAUCCGAUGCUGAGAACCAACCACCAUCCUCAUCGACCCACGUUCCGCUCACUGCUCAGAAGGGAGCUGCUAGCUUAAGUACAUUGAACUCUGCUAUCCAACCCAAAGAGAUCUUCGCAAGCCCGACAAAGACUACUCGAGUUCCUCUGGCCGCAUCUACACCCAAUCGUUCUCCAUCCCGGCGAUCACCAUCCAAAUUUGGCAGACUGAAUUCGACUACAUCAUGGGUACCUGUGGAUCUCGAGUCUGUCUUCUUCCCCGACUCGGAGAAUGAGAAUGGAGAUGCAGACGAUGUGUUCAACAGGCUUCUCGAGGUUGGUGGUGCCCUUACUUCACCCGAGAAGAAGAUGACGGUGGAAGAGUGGAUCCGCUCUCGUGCAGAGUUGGGUGAAAGCAAGCUCAAGAAUGAGUGCGAACGCAUGGUCAUGCUGUUCGAGAAGGAGGGCAACCGAGGUUUGGCGGCUUUGAGCGGCAUCCAGACUUCAUCAUGAGCGAUUAAACGAGCAACGAAUUUCGUAUUCUCUUGGGUUGGAAGGCGGUGCAAGGUUCAGGAUGGUGUAAACGCUGCUGAUUUCUUCAUAAUGAAAGUGCUAUUUCUCCGAGACUUUUACCGUCGGUUGCAUCUUUAUCUCGGCUCGUGGCAUGUCGCGGUCGGUAAUACUGUAUUUUGUUUGGUAUACGCGUCUCGUGCCUGCAUGAUAGCUCAUAGUAUGUCGUUGAUCGCCAUAAUUCGCAAGCGAAUGGGGCUGGAUAAUAUACACUUAUCGGACCAAUCAUGGUCUUGUUCACCAAUGACACCUUUCUGGCUAAGUUGUCGUAACUGACAAAAGUCGAGAAGUGGCACCAAGGAAUCGGGCUGAUCUUGAUGCAGUGAAAUAAGCUGCCGAGGAAGUGUCGACUCUCGAGUGGUUUUCGAAGGAAGAGGAGGAAUCCUUAUUCAUUGCGGAC
Molecule: messenger RNA, 2982 nt
Organism: Aureobasidium subglaciale EXF-2481
Lineage: Eukaryota; Fungi; Ascomycota; Dothideomycetes; Dothideales; Saccotheciaceae
Exons: 2
Coding region: 84-2525 (813 amino acids)
Source: RefSeq, a predicted model, not a curated record